CGCGACCCUGUACAAAGAGUCAGUCUAAUAAGACGUCAUGAUGAAGGUCGCUCUGUCCUUCGCCGCCAUAUUGGCUGCUGUUGCUGCUCUUCCGCCUCCGCUUGGACCCGGAGGCGCUGGCCCUGCAGGGUCUUUCAUGCCUUCCCCGGCCAUGAUCCAGUCCUUCAUCCCGACGCCCGAGGAAAUCAACGCCCUCGCGGCCAUUCCUCCAGCUCCAGCCCCCGGGGCUUUUGGAGCCCCUAAAGCUUUUGGAGCACCUGGAGCCUUUGGAGCCUUUGGAGCCCCUGGAGCCUUUGGAGCCUUUGGAGCCCCUGGAGCGUUCGGUGCCCCUGGAGCUGCCUUCGGCCCCGGGGCAGUGGCACCUCCAACCUUGCCUCCUGCAGUUGCACACAUGGUCAGUAAGUACCAGGCUGCUGCUGCUGCAUUCAUGCCCCCUGCCCCUGCCGCUGCCCCCGGAGCAGCCUGAAUUCAUUCUUGAUUAAGAUUUUUAUCGACAGGUGUAUGUCUUUAGCCAAUAAAAUCUGAUGUAGCAUCA
Messenger RNA from Penaeus chinensis, 535 nucleotides. Its product is annotated as nuclear pore complex protein Nup58-like. The record is from RefSeq and is a predicted model, not a curated record. NCBI's taxonomy places the organism in Eukaryota, Metazoa, Arthropoda, Malacostraca, Decapoda, Penaeidae. The transcript has 4 exons. The coding region runs from base 38 to 466 and encodes 142 amino acids.